CUCUGAAAAAGUAAAAUACAGUGUGGAGGCAGCAGGGAAACUACCUUCCUUAUGGUGUAGAUGGGGGCGCGGUGCAAAUCUAUCGUGUGUGUUGUCUUGAAUCAAUAGAGUGGUGCUCUGUUCAUCUUUUUCUGAAUUCAGCCACAUUUCUGGAGAUCUCUGUGACGCGAGACGAAGAGAGUCAGGACCAGGAGGAGCGGUAGAAAACUUCCGAAAGUUGACACGCUUACAGCUUCCCCGAUUAUAAGAAGGCCGGAGCGCUCUGGUUUGGCGCUCGUUAACUCUGCGCGGCGCCGCCCUUGGGCUUGAGACCGGGCGAGCACUCAAGCAGGGAAACAGUUUGCGCAAGAGCCCCCCGGGUCCGGUCGGAGGGGGGCCGCAGAAUCACCGCCGUCGGCUGGCGUCUCCGUACCCGGGUGAGGCCAUUGCGAAGCAGUUGGGCCAACCGCCAGUGGGUGAGUGUCCGCCGUGGUCGGCAAAAACGUCGGGUCGCAGCCAGCGCGCUGCCAGUACAGUUGCGCCACGCACCUCUUGGCCCCUGGCUGGCCGGGCCGUUUCUUUUCGGGGGAGCGAGGCCGUCUGCCCGGUGCGCGGGCGCGCCCUUUGCCCGAGCCCCCGCCCCCAUCGUGGUGAAGGUAUUGCCGCCGUGGCUCAUAGGGCCGAUGGGCUCUGGCGAGCGUCUGCGUCUCGCCUUUGGCGGGUUUGGGGCGGGGUGUGGCCCCACCGUAAAAACUCUGGGCGGCUGAUCGAAUGGGCGCCGCCCGCCCGGCUUGGAUGGUUUGGGCCGGCGCGCGGCCCCCGGCUUUCGGGACUGGUCGGAGGGAGGUAUCCCCGUCUUCGCCGACUGAAGGCGAAAGCUAGCACGCCGCGGAACCAGCAACGCCCGGAGCAGCCCUGGCGGCCCUGUUUUGGCUCCUAUCCUGUGGCGCCUGUUGGCCUCCCACGCAGACACCCGGGAGGUCAGUGGCGGGCACGGCGUACAUUUUGGGCAGCCGGCCCCGUUGUAUAUGCGGCCGGGGGUGCGUAGUUUCAGGGCCCAGCGGGGUCAUUUCCUUGCAUGCCCCGCCCCGCCCCACCGUGUGCAGCGGCCCCGCGCGCCCCGUCAAUCUACCGGUGCCCGGCUGCCUACUUGGGGCCCGGUGGGCUGGUCCUGCCCCGUUGGUAUUACUGAUUGGCGUGCGCGAAGGCCUUGGCGCCUGCCUCCCGCCUGGGGCCUGCUCGCUCCCUCAGUGUUUUUAUGUCAGCGCGCUUUCGGGGCGUGCGCGUGCUUCGUAUGUCCGUCUGGCGCCGCCUCCAUCGACAGUGAGUUCCUGCUCGUGGCCGGCCGCAGCCCGCAGCCAUUCAUAGGCUCCGUCGUGAGUAUUGUCUUGCCUGGUGUUGAUCAUCCGCACGCCUGUUGGGCCUAGGCCACGUUGCGCGGUGUCCUGCUCCGGGGCCGACCUCUCCUUGGCGUUUGAAGGGUCGUUCCGCUUGUGGUUUUCACCUGAUGAACAAAAAUGUUGUUGAGCCGACCCUUACAGGGGCGCGCAAUCUUUGUGCCCGAGCGAUGUGGUAUCUCACGAAGUGCAGCAGGUUGGCGCUCCACGAAGUGCAGCCGUUGCGAUGCACGUUGGUUGGUACCGACGAGGAUGAGUGGCUGAGACGGAGUUUCAAGUGAGUUGCUCAGCAAUAUGUACGUAUCUUUGUGUUGUAGUUGCCGCAACAACACAAAGAUACAACAUACGCACCCGUGAGAAAGCUGCGGUCUUCCCGCGCACGUUUUUACUUUUAGCUGUUGAUCUUGGUGAUUUCUCUGAGCAUCCCCGUCCACUGGUGGCGGGAGCAUGCGCACCAAAAGAGAAGCAUCGCACCUCGUAUGGAAGAAAGGGCCCAAGCCAACCAACGUAGAAAUGCACUCCGUUUCGUUCUGACAGAUAUCGGCCAGGGGAAGGCCAAACUGUAACGCCCAGCCAGCGCAAGAGCCGGAGAACGUCUAA
Messenger RNA from Amoebophrya sp. A120, 1976 nucleotides. NCBI's taxonomy places the organism in Eukaryota, Dinophyceae, Syndiniales, Amoebophryaceae. The record is from the annotation of a GenBank genome assembly.